Messenger RNA from Striga asiatica, 903 nucleotides. The record is from the annotation of a GenBank genome assembly. Lineage: Eukaryota; Viridiplantae; Streptophyta; Magnoliopsida; Lamiales; Orobanchaceae.
AUGAAAUCGGGGUUCCGCAUCGCCCGAGCCAGGAAUCCCAUCAUAUGCUGCUGCCGCCGCUCGGUGCUCUGCAGCCGAAGCUCCAUCUGGUGCAGGUACGCUCGCGUGAUCUGCUGCUGCUGCCGGAGCUUGACGAGCUCUGUUAGUAAAACUUGCCUAUCGCGCCUCAGGGUAUCGGCCUCCGCGUCAGAUCCGAACCGCCCGAGCUCAACGCACGGGACGGUGGGCUGGCGCUGGGACGGAGGAGGGGGAGGCGACGCCGGAGAAGCAGGUGCGGGUGCUGGUGGUAAAUUGCUUUUGGCCUUUGAGGAAGGACUCGUUUGCGAAUUCCCAUUUGUCCGGGUCGAUUUUUCUGAAGCCCUGCAAAAUGCCUUUUUGGUGAGGGCCUCUGUUGGAAUUUUUGAUCACUGUGUAUCUUCGAGAAGAACCUUCGAGAAAGAGGGGGAGAGACUGUGUGUAAAAGGACUAACAGUACAAAUUCAGAGAGUACGAGGAAUUUUAAGUGAUGAAAAUUGGAAAAGGGGGCUAUUGAAUUUCUUGAGUGGGUGGAAAAUAGAAGUUCAAGAAAAGCAGAGGAGUGUGGAGUUUUUGCAGUUUUUUGCAGUUGGGGAAUGUGAACAGAGUGGGAAAGUUGGGAUCCAAACGGUGCUUUAUAGGGGCAAAUUGUUACUGUUGUUUCCUUUGGGAUAUGGUUUUGAAGAUUACGACCUUAACACGCCGAUGCAAAUCAUCUCAGUCUCUUCGCCUCCCGGCCUCAACUUGUUAUGCUCAUCUCAGUCUCUUCGCCUCCCGGCCUCAACUUGUUAUGCUCCUCCUUCGCGCUCUGCUAGUCUGUCAGCGGAGGCAAAAUAUCCCAGGGCACCUUCGCAUUCGGCGGCGGAUGAGUGCUUGGGCGACGAAUGA